Messenger RNA from Silurus meridionalis, 4893 nucleotides. RefSeq names its product tonsoku-like, DNA repair protein (gene tonsl). Gene Ontology annotation, molecular function: protein binding. Lineage: Eukaryota; Metazoa; Chordata; Actinopteri; Siluriformes; Siluridae. The record is from RefSeq and is a predicted model, not a curated record.
CGGAAGCUACAUGAAGGUUUCUUCUGCGAGAUGUUUCUGGACUGACUGAUAUUUUCAUUCAGGAAUACCGGAUCGCGGCUUUAACUGAAUAUCCCGAUUGCUUUAAAGCCGCAGGAUUUUUCUGUAGGACAAGAUCGUUUCUUGAUCAUGCCAGCUGCUGUUUUGGUUUAGUCUUUUUUAUUGAUUUGUCAGUAUUGUGUGUCCGGUUAGCAGACCGGCUAGCGGCUGCUGUGCAACAGCACAAUGAGUUCUGCGAAAGAGAUCAAACAACUUCAAAAAGCCAAAAGCAAAGCCCAGAUCAAUAAUAAUCUGAAGGAGGAGGCCAAUCUGUGCAAUCAGCUCGGAGAACUUUUAGCCAAGAAUGGUGAUUACCAGGCGGCCAUAGAGGAGCAUCGACAGGAGCUUGCUCUAUCCGAGGUUCUGCAUGACGUAAUUGGGUGCGCUGUAGCCAAUCGGAAGAUAGGAGAGUGUUACGCAGAGCUUGGAAACAUCGAAGCUGCCCUUAAGCAUCAGAGACGCCACCUGGAUCUUGCUCGCUCUGUGAAUGAUGCGACUGAGGAGCAGAGAGCUCUGGCCACUAUCGGUCGCACUUACCUCUUUCUUCACGAUUCUGAUCAGUCAACAGACAGCCUGAAGCAGGCAGAGGACGCUUUCAAAAAGAGCCUGGCUAUACUGGAUGGCCGUCUUGAAGGGACUGUGUCAGCAAGGGAGCUGAGUGAAAUGAGGGCACGUCUGUUGUUAAACCUUGGCUUUGUUUUUGACGGCUUGAAAGAACCACAACGCUGCAGUGAUUUUAUCCGCCAGAGCAUCUACAUCUCCGAGAAGAAUAAUCUGCUGGAGGAUCUCUACCGGGCCAACUUUAAUCUGGGCAGCAUUCACUUUAGAAAUGGACAGCACUCUCUGGCAAUGCGCUGCUUUGAGAAGAGCAAGGAGUGUGCACGCAAGAUGAGUGACAAGUUUAGCGAUGAGUGCUUCUACACCAUCGGCAAGGUUCUUCUGAAUCUGGGAGACCUACAGGCUGCCCGGCAUUCUUUGAAAAAGGCUUUCCGUCUUGGCUCCCAGCAGCUUGCAGAACGAGAGGCAGUCAAGAGGGACCUCAGAUAUGCAAUCCGUGGCUGUCAGCUGGAGGAAGAUAUGGCGGUUGUGAGUAACAGCGUCUCUCAGGAGGCCUUGGGUCUUACAGAGGGACUGGGAGAUCUCUACUGCAAAGUGGGCUGCUAUUCCAAAGCUCUGGAAUCUUAUCGCACACAGUUGUCAUGUGCCGAAAAGUUGGGGAAGCCUGCUCGUGAGCUGGCUGUUAUUCAUGUCUCUCUGGCGGCCACUUAUACAGACCUGCGACAGCACAACAAAGCUUUAGAGCAUUACAGACACGAGCUGCAACUGAGAGAUGGCAAUCCAAAAGAGGAGUGUGAGACCUGGUUGAACAUUGCAAGCUGUCAGGAGGAAUAUGGUGUGAGCCUAGAGGAAGUGGACAACAGUUACACUGCUGCUUUAAACUGUGCUGAGAAAGCAGCUCAAAGCAAACUCAAGAGACGUGUUCUGAGGGUGUGGUUGCAGGCACAAAAGCGUGCUAGCUCAGCAGGUGCUGAUGCCACCGAGGCCCGUCUCCGGGAGCAGUGUGAGGCAGAGCUGUCGUUUGAGGACAGUGAUGGAGAUGAGGAGGAAGAGGAGCUGCAGAAUAGUGAACCUCUCGAUAGCGACAUUCAGCUCUCAGAUUCUGAUGAUGAUCUGGAUGGCUAUGAUAAGCUUGUGACUGGCAGGAGAAAAACUGGCAGGUGGAACCGCCGAAAUGAGAAGGGAGAAACUGCCCUGCACCGAGCAUGUAUUGAGGGAAAUUGGAAACAGGUCAAUUUUCUGGUAGAGCAGGGCCAUCCAUUAAAUCCAAGAGAUCACUGCGGCUGGACUCCACUGCAUGAAGCCUGCAACCAUGGUCAUUUAGGGAUUGUAGCCUUGCUGUUGGACAAAGGGGCGAACGUAAAUGAUCCUGGUGGUGUGUACUGUGAUGGAGUUACGCCGCACGAUGCUCUGAGUUGUGGUCACUUUGAGAUAGCACGGCUUCUAGUGCAGAGAGGGGCUUCGGUUAAUGUCCGCAAUAACAAGGGUGACAAACCUUUGGACACCUUGCGGCAGUGGUUAAAGACAUAUGGCCGUGAGCUGGACCAGGAAACGCGACAGGAUUGUUCAGAAACAGAGAAACUCCUGAAGAGAGCGCUAGCAGGAGCAGUGGCAGCUGUGCCUGUGACUCCACAGCCUCUACAGGACAGUCAGCUGUUUGAUUCAGAGUGUUCAGAGCCAUUGCUGCAACAAACUGAGUCCCGCCCCACAUUCCAGCAUGCUUUGCACAAUGUACAUACCCCUCCAGAGGCCAGCACUCCCCCCAGAGUGAGGCGAUCCACUGGCCCACGCCACCAACCAAGGGGAACUGAGGAGAAUAUUCUGUUUGGGAGUGAGAGCAGCUUCUCUGAGUACUCGGACUCUGAGAUCAGCCCGCUGCGACCUGUGCGGCCAAGACAUCGCUUUACAGAUGUCGCUCCAUCCCCACAAGAAAUUCGUGAGACCCAGAAUAUCCUUGCACCUGGAGGUAGAGAGAUAGAGCUGCCCCCAAAGCCUUGCUCCAGCAGAGAGGAAUACCACAGGACCAUUCAAAACCUAGGCAGUGCAAAGUCUCGUCUUCUUUCUCAGAGCCUAUCAGAGCCAGCCUUUAGCAGCACGCCAGCAGUAUCGACCAAUCACAUGUCAGCUUUAGUACCUGAGGAGCACUACAUAGAAGACAGCUGGCUGGAAGAUGACUUGGGGUGUGCUCAGCCAAAAAAGAAACGGAGAGUUGGGUCGGAACAGGAGAUCUCAAACAGCAGAUGGGACAGUGUGGUAUCUAGAAAUCAGAAUCGAGAUUCUGCAUCGUUCGAGUCAUCUGCUAGAGGCCCGUCACCCUCCAGUAGGAGUCUUUCUUUGAAAAAGAAUAAUAAGGCCCGACAAGUGAAGAUGAGCCAACUGCCUGGAAUGGUGAUGCUGGGCAGAAGAGAAGUCACCAGGUCACCCAGUCCCAUCAUUACCCCUGCUGAUGAGCCCCCUCAGCUUGGACACCCUCAGUCAUAUAGCACCCAGGCGGUGACGCAGGCUGUUCUUCAGAGCACAGCAGCUUCAAUGCCUGCACCAAUUAGAAUGAGGGUCAGAGUUCAGAACAACGUCUUCCUGAUUCCUGUUCCACACAGUGAAGCUGACUCCUGCACUGUGUCAUGGCUAUGUGAACAGGCUGCACAACGUUAUUAUCAGACCUGUGGGCUUCUUCCACGUCUCUCUCUACAGAAAGAGGGUGCUCUACUCUCACCUGCUGACUUGUUGCUGGCAGUUUUGCACACUAAUGAGGAGGUUCUGGCAGAGGUCUGUUCCUGGGACCUUCCUCCACUUCCUGAGCGAUAUAAGAAAGCUUGUAAGAGUUUGGAUGUGGAAGAGAACAGGCGCGUGUUGAGGCUAUGUGAGGUGCAGGACGGCUCUCCGAGUGUUAGCAUAUGUGGUCUUAGUCUGGUUCCACCAAGUCUGUCUCCCCUCCUUCGUGCCCUCAAACUCCAGAGCAGCCUCACAGAGCUCAGCAUUUCUGCAAACCGUCUUAAUGAUGACCUUCUUCCUGAGCUCAUCUCUGCAGCAACCACCAUGCCCCGCCUUCGUCUUCUUGACAUCUCAGCCAAUCAGAUCACAGGAGAAGGAAUGAAGAAGGCAGCUAGUACACUAGAGGGGAGGACUCAAGAUGCCUUUCCGUGUCUGGAGGAGCUGAAUUUGAGUAUGAAUCCGCUUGGAGAUGGCUGGUCUCAGGCUCUGGCUUGUUUACUAUCCUCCUGCCCCCUUCUGGCUACUCUGUCUGUUCAGGCCUGUGGCCUCACUGCCCGCUUUCUUCAGCAACACCGGCUCCUGCUAGCCAGUGCUCUCACAGGUACAGGUCACUUACGUUCUGUGUGCCUCUCCCAGAACGCAUUGGGCUCCACAGGGUUUGAAUUGGUGUUAAAGACAUUGCCAAUUCAGCACCUCACACACCUGGAGCUUAAUGCUGUGUGUACAGGUCCCUCAGAUCAGCCGGCGCUGGACCUCCUUACCAAAGUUCUAACACAGGGAGACUGUACACUUACACAUCUGGGCCUAGCUGCAAAUGGCCUGACUGAUCAAAGUGUUAGAUCAUUCACAAGGUGUCUUGCUCUUUGUCCAUCCCUUGUGUCCCUGGAUCUGUCAGCUAAUCCUUCUGUGACUUCAACUGGACUUCAAAGCAUCCUCAAUGCUCUUGGGGAAGCACGACAUACUUUGACUCAACUUAAUCUUCAAGGUUGCCAGGUGUGUGGACCCUGGGACACAGUGGGUUUAGACAGCCUGGCCGAUCGUGUUCAGGAUCUACAGCUGUGCUCUCAAAGUCUUAACAAGCUGGAUCAGGAGAUUCUGCGCCGGAGCUGGCCAGGCCGUAUCCUGUCCCGUAACUCAAAGUGUCUCCUCACUAUUGCUCCUGUUUCACAUUAACCUGCACAAUCAUCGUGGUUUGGAGAACUGAACUGAACUGAGCUGACACAAUACUGGUCUUUUCCUGUGUUGGACACAACACCCGACCAUCCAUCACACACACCCAUCACACACACCCAUCCAUCACACAUCACACCCACCCACCCAUCACACACAACCACACUCACACUCACACACUUCAUUUUUGUUAAAAAAAUUUUACUGUACAAAUAUAUUUGUGUAAGAUUUAUUUAAAUUUGGUGUUCGGUGUCUGUUAGAAUGUACAUGAGUGUUGCAGAGACAGUAAGGGGUCUUUGUGUCCAUCCACUGUUUAUGUGAAGUAGUUUCUCUUUCGAUUGCAGCCCUGUCUUAAACAUUUGGCAUUAAAAAAUACAGAAUAAAUUGACAGACGUA